Molecule: messenger RNA, 306 nt
Organism: Staurois parvus
Lineage: Eukaryota; Metazoa; Chordata; Amphibia; Anura; Ranidae
Source: the annotation of a GenBank genome assembly
AGUGCUGCCAAUCAGUGCAACCUAUCAGUGCCAGUCAGUGCCGUCUAUCAGUGCCCUCAGUGCCGCCUAUCAGUGCCAGUCAGUGCUGCUUAUCAGUGCCACUUAUCUGUGCCGCCUAUCAGUGCCAUAUAUGAGCGCUGCCUUUCAGUGCCCAUCAGUGAUGCCUGCCAGUGCCUGCCUCCUCAUCAUUGCCCAUCAGUGCCACCUAUCAGUGCCCAUCAGUGCAGCCUAUCAGUGCCCAUCACUGCAGCCUCAUUAGUGCACAUCAGUGAAGGAGAGAAAAAUCACUUAUUUACAAAAUUUUAU